GGUACCAGCUGGAUAUUUAUCCAGUAGGUUGUGUGAAACUGCCAGGCCAGCCAGUUCGCCAGCCUUUAUUAUUAAUCUGCAAGGCUGAUUUCAUUCACAUCAGGCUUGCCUCCCCAUGUCCUGGAAGUGGUGCAUAAACGUGCUUAGUUAUCCAGGACAUUUACGUGACACGUAAACUAAACCCAGUUUGGAAUUACGGUACGGCGAAGACCAAGCCACCUGUAAAAACAACGAUGUCUGGAACGCAUAGUGGUAACUAAGCGAGAAAAGUAAUGGGCCAAGUUUUGUGGCUCUGCGUGUACAUGAUGACACUUUGCAAUUUAGGAGUUCCUAACCCCCACAUCCUCUCUGUAAAAUCAUGGACCUAUAUACAUCACGCAGCUAUGAGAACUUAGAGUAAUUAGGCAGUUCCUAGAAGGAAAUCCAGAGGCAGUAGUUUGGACAGAAGAUGAUUUUCUGUCUGCCUCUUCUGUUUGCAGAUGGCAGAUUCACGUCUUUGGACAGGAUAACGGUGAGACAACUGGAAAAAUUCAUACCUUUCAUGGUUUCAUGUUCAGUUGGGAGAGAGAAACCACUGGGAUCUAUUGAACCCUUGUGGUGGCCAUCGGAUCUGCCAUUUUCCAUACCAUUAAAGAAGCCUCACAGUGUUAGUAAUAAAUGGUUAGCAUUACUGAAGAGUCUAGUUUGUCGUUGUUACACAUACCAUGGCUGUGAAUUUAUGCUUAGAUUUUGUACUGACCUGACAAAUACUCCAAGUUCAGUACUGACAUAUGUGGAUACAUGGAAUGACACUGUGUCAGUUUACAGCAAAAAAACAGGAAAGCUUGUUGUAACUUUCAGAAGUGAGAAUAUGACGUAUGACAAGACCCCACAGACACCAAGAUGUCAAAUCUUUGGGAAUCAUAAAACUGGCACUGAGACUUCAUGUGACAACACACAUUUCUUGGACAUAUACGUGUGUGAAAUGUGUGAUUUCACAUUUCCAAAUCUUGAAGCAGCACAGGAACACGAAGAAAUCUGCAGACUUGACUCUACAAGUGUAACAGUGCACAAUACUGACGAGCCUCUUGCAUCAGAGCAGGACAGAUUUCUAGAUUACCUUGGCCUGAAGAACAAUACAGAAGUCGAUUCUACUGUUCAACAUAAGAGAACAUCUAAAGAUGUGAGAUGGAAGGUUGCUGGCGUGAAUUUUACUCGUUGCUGCUCCAUUCCUGUGUCUUCUCCUCUUGGACUAGCUUUACACAGGAGAACAAAACCGUCAACUGUUUCCUCAGAAGUUCACCUAGGAAAAGUGGAAAGACAUUGUGUCGACUAUACGGACUUUCUUCCACGAACGCGUGAAGCCAAGCAUUCAGAUGGUCCAUGGCCUACCACUUGGAAACGAAAUAAAACAUCUACAAAUGCAUGGGCCCAUAUUUACAAAUUCCCUAGGAAACAUCUGAGGUGUCGUCCUCCUGUACCAGACACAGGUUUGACUGCUGAGAGCCUGAAAUUGUUGCAACUUUGCAAACCACUUUCUGUGGUUUUACAUAAGCUCGGACGUGAGGAUAUUCAUGUUUGGUCCAAGAAAAAUGAUUUGGAAAAUUUGAACCAUGAUAUGGAAAUGCAAAUAGACACUUCCAGUGAAAGUCUCAUUGAUGACAAAUAUCUAACUUCACUUGGAGAAAAAGCCAUCACUGAAAGUUAUUUGAUGUCUUUAAAUUCUCAUUAUGAUCCAGACGGGAAAAAUGCUCAUAAUAAUGCUGGGAAGCAAUUACUUUGUCAACCAAAAAGUGCAGAGGUGGAAAUACAUUCAGAGUGUACAGAAAAUAUUAUACAAGCUAGUGGAGCAUACUCAUGUGAGACUGAACAGUCUGAAGGAUUUUCAGUGUUAAGCAAUUCAGUUUCUGUGCCGGAGACACAAUUUCCACAAAAUUCAGAGGGUCAUCUGCGAAUUUCAACUAGUCCAAGUGAGGGAUCUGUAUGCAGCUCUCCAGAACCUUUCUUCCCACAGUCAGUAGGCACAAUGCUCAGCUCUGAAACUGAUGUUAGUGUAGUUGAUGCUACUGACUUCUCUCUGUCUCAGGAAAUAGUGUCGAGUAAUGAACUGACACAAUGUGAUUUAUCUCCAUUGUAUAUUCCAGAGGCACAUACAAUGGAAUUUAAUCCACUUCAUCUUCGCGCUUCAAGAUAUGAUACUAAUGUUCACUCUUCACAGCUUGAUUGUGAAUACACCCAGUCUCCACUAAUUUCAUAUAUCCUUCCACAAAAACUGAUUCCCAAGGUGCUGCCACCAAAACUUGACAACCAGGUUUAUCUUUCAAAACUGAAAUGCCGAUCAUCUGCUAGGAAUAAAAUCCCACAGUCAGCUGCACUGGCUAUUUCUGAUACCUGCACACCACAGUCCCAAGUGCAUUCAUCAAUCUUACAUCCUCUGCUGCCUCUUUCUGCUGAUCCGCCAGUCAUCUGUACAGCAGUUACUCAGAAGUCUUUCAUGGAAUCUGAAUCAAUUGGCUGUAAUUAUCCUGCUAUUCCUGGUGAUGUCUAUUCAUCUUUGUCUGAAAAGGUGUUGCCUAAACAUCAAAGAAGUGGAGUUUUGUAUUCAAAUCACAUCAGUAAACCGUCUGGAGAACAGCUAACAAUUCAGAAACAAGUGCAAGAAAAAAAUAUUUUGUUGACAACUAGAAGUCUGAAUGAAACUCAUGGAAUUUGUAGCAGGAAGGACACAUCAGUGUCAUGUACAAGUGAAGAAUUAGAUGUGCAAUCUAAUAUAAAGCAGGGUCCCUCAUGUGCAAAUGAGCAGCAUACACCUCUGAGGAUUAGAAAUGUUUCACUAAAUACUGAAUUUGAAGACCUGCCCUGUACUAGCACUGUCACUGAAAGAGAUGCAGUAACUGCAGCUCCAGAUCAAGCAUUCAGUGUUGAAGGAGGUUUCAGAAGUAAAUUAAUGUCUAGUAAUGACACUUACCUAUUAUCUUUACGUGAUCCAGUUUAUAGUUCAGUAACAUAUGCAAACACAUCAAGGACAAAUUCUGGAUAUAUUGUUCAAGAAAAUAAGACUUAUCGUAACUGUGUGGAAACCUCAGAUGCUCAGUGUCAACAGAGACUUCUUUUCAAAUCAACACCAAGUUCAACAUCAGUGUGUGCAAGAAAAAGUGUGGAGACUUCUUUAAAAACCAUUGAGAACAAGUUUCCAAGAAGGCAUAAAACAGCUGCCAUUAAAAUUAACAAGAAUGUGGAAAAGCUAUCAAGAGAAGUACAAAAACUGAUGAAAGAUGAAUGUGUAAGCAUCCGUGAUAAACAGUUCUUUAAGAUAGUAAAUUGUGAUUAUAAAGUUCUUCGUAAACGUGAACUUCGUGCUAGAUGUUCAAAUAGGAUAAAUAGGGUAAAAAAUGAUAUUGUAAAACCAUUUAAAACAAAGUCUUUUAAAGCUUAUAAAUAUUUCUCCACCUGUAAAGUUAGCAGUGGUGUCAGAAAUAGUUUUCAUUUUGAUGUAGUUGGUAGUUUACAAGAAAUGAAUUCUAGAGAGUGCACUGAAGUACCUGUAACUUCAAGGGGAAGGAGUCCUACUUUCUAUAAUCAAACACAUGGUGAGAGAGGUGAACAGGUAUUUAAUGAAAACAGCACCAGUAUUAAUUUAAAUCACAAAAUUCAGAAUUCAUUAAGUAUGCAUUAUGAACUUCAAAGUGUCCACAGAAAGAGUGUAGAAUUAAAACUUAAUUCUGCCAAUUCACUUCAACAAACACACAUUGAGCAUUGUGGCAAAGUAGAAGCAUUUCACCAGUACAGUCUUACAUCAGUAAUUAAUGAAGCUGCUCAUAGUAGUGUGGAUUAUUUAGAUAAUUCUCAUGAAGUUGGUAACGGUAGGCCUCCCCAUGAAGCUGAGAAAGUUUCGCCAUUUGUUAGUGGCAGUGCCACUUGUUCAGGUGAUGUGCCAAAAAUGCAUAAAGUUGUUGAUGUCAUUGGAAGGGCAAAACAUGGAAGUUAUUACACUAAAUGCCAAAUGAAAUUGCGUAGUCAGUGUCAGAGCAAAGAAUCAGUGUCAUUUACCUGCACGUCUGCUAGAUCUCAUAGGGUAACGCGGAAAACAGUUGCUGGGAACCCCAAAAGUUUAGUUUGUAUAGAAAAACAAAAAAUUCAAAGGAAUAAAAUUAUGAAACAUUUAAAUCGACAAAUGAGCCUCAAGACACAGUUUACUGAUGUGUAUCACAUUAUGCUUCAGGGUUCUUCACAAACACAACCAUCAGAAAAUGAAGAACAUCUUGGAUACAAGCAUUUCAGCUCCAGUUCCAAGAUAAGAAUUUUCAGAAAGAGACAGGUUUUCAACCCACAGCAGAAGAAGGGUGUCUCCAGGGAAUUACAACAAUUGCUGCAGGAUGAGUGUAAAGAGUUAGUAAAUUUAGGGUUGGAACGAAGUACUGUACCUGUCAAGACAUCUUCGAAAGCAUUGACUUUUGAAAAUAUUUUAAUAGCUCAGCUGAGAGAAAUUGAGGAAAAUCACAGAGAAUGGUUUAAGGAUCGAGAUGUUAUGUGUGUGAUUAAUUUCCCUUACGAAUUUCGAUCAGUCUGAUUUUGAACAAUUGUAGGGGUGUUGCAAGUGUUUCUCACUUAUUUUCUGUAAAUGUGACAGUUACACAGUUUGCAAGUGAAUGUAACUAGCACCAUAUACAAAGAACUGCUAUUGCAGGUUUUUACCACAUUUGAAAUGGACAAUAGAUUAAUUUUCUGCAAUAGCAGUAGAAAAGGAAACUGGAUAAUGCUUUACUUUUGUAUAGUUCGCCUGCAGGAUCAGGUAGAUAAUGUGGACAGAUGCAGUGCAAGGUGUCCACAUGAAUCUUGGAAGUCUGAAUGAUUUUUGCUUGUAUGUCAGAAAUAUUGAAGUGGUGUGGAAACGGAACUUUUUAUUACCACUGUACUUGUGAAUUGCAAAGUAUCAUUGUGAAAAUGAAGAAAUAUAUAUUUAAAAUCUCUGUAACUGAUCAUUGCUUUAAUUAAUUAAAUGUACAUAAAUAUUUUAGAAUCUUGAUGUGCAACAUGCAUAGAAAAUAGUACAUAAAUAUUUUAUAAUACUUAUUCUUCAAAUUUUUAGUGUUGUAGUAAGUGUGUUAUUUUAAUGACAUACUAUUGGAAACAGUGAUGUGUAAGAUGUUAUCACAAAAAUUUUGUAAAAGUCAAAUGUACAUGUGUUAAUCAAGUUUUAAAGUCAUCUGUAAGGAGAAAGUAACUUCCUUUACAUUAUUUGAGGUUUUAAAAAUUAUAUAUAUGCUGCAAUGGUCAAACUGAAAGUAGAAUUCUUGAGUAAUGCCUCAGUCGUAUUCCAUUAAAAUUACAUUAGGAAAGUGUCAUGUAUGAAAAACAUAUGAAAAAUUGUGAGUAUGAUUGAACACCCCCUCCCUCGCUUUUUAAUAAUUAGUGUGAUAUCUGAGAAGAGAUUCAGUCAGUCAUUAGUCAUCUAGUGCCACAAAUAUGCUCAUUCUGUCUUUCAUAUGCACUAUGUCAGCUGUGCAAAUAAAUCCAUACCAGAAAUUUGUAGCAUGGUAGAAAUAGAGCUGUGGUUGAGGUAAUGUUCACAUUGGGGAACCCCAAGCAUUUAGAUAUAUAAUUUUUCAUGAUAUCUCUGAAACACUUAAACUGGUUAUUUUGAAAAGAUACAACCAAAAUCUUUCCAAAUCCAAGGCCAGUUAGAGAUUGUUGUCCAUAUCACAUAAACUUGUAGUUGACAAGAUUUUAAACUACAGCUGCCUUCCUUGUGUACUAAAAAUAUUAUAAUCAGUACAUUUAGACAUUUCUGUUUAUAGUGUUUAAAUGCUGAGAUUCAUGGAAAUGUGGAAAGUAAAUGGUCCUGAGCUAGGAGAAAUAAAUUUUCUUUACACAAUCCCCAUAGCAGAAUACUGAUACGUCAUCAGCUACAUAUCUAUGGUUAAUAAAUAGUUCAUUAAGCUAAAUGGGGGGCAGGAUGCAGAUCCAGUGUCCAGAACAUCUUUGUGUUCACCCCCCCCCCAUCCGGUCUCUUAAGAAUUAGAGCUCUAUACCCCUAUAUCCAUUUAUGUUCUUUCUUGAAGCCAGUUUUACAUCCAAAUGUCUAUCACUAAUGGGUCAAAGUCUUCUAGUAUAUCAUGUAGUUCCUGCCACAUUCAAAUGGUGCUUUGGAAUAUGUUUUAGUACACAAGGAGCCUACCUUUUUAUCCUAGUAAGUAUUCUAACUGAGAUGAGUUAGUGUCUUGCAUUAUGCUGGAUCUGUAUGGAAUAAGCAGUACACCAAGAGAAAAAGGGGUGAUGAGCUCCUCUUAAUUAAGUCCACUCACGUUCCAACUUGGCAGUUGAGAUAAACAUGAAACUUACAGGUAGUCAACUUUUUCUUUUUGACCAAAAACUAAAAACAUAUUCAUGCUAUUUUCAGAGUGGUACCCCCUCUCUAAUGAAGAGCCUUUUUACAAAUAAAAAAAUUCAUUUGUAGUUGUAUCUAUAUGUGAAAUGAAAUCUUUAUAACUGAUGUAUCAUCAUAUACUCUCUCUCUCUCUCUCUCUCUCUCUCUCUCUCUCUCUCUCUCUCUCUCUCUCUCUCUCCCCUUGUUUAAGUAUAAUCCUUACAUGGUAGUCAUUAAAGCUAUUUAAGCUCCAUGGUUUGUGUGUACUUCACUAAUGUGGCCAUGAAAUAAAAAAAUUCUUACAAUUCCAGAGUAAAUAUCUGAAAUUUUCAUGGCUAGUUUAUUUAAUGAACAAAGAUAAAUGUUGUUACAAUUAAAUCUUUGUCAUUGUUAGUUGAAUAAUUUAUCCUUUGGUCCUGUGAAAUUUAUUUAGAUUUCACUGAAUAGCAUGUAGACCUUACUUUCUGUUGCAAAAUCAUCUCACUGUGAUACAUACUGUAACUUUCAACCUGGAACUUUGGUUCCUUUUCCAUGUAGUGCGGAUCAUAUUUAGUGUUCCCUUAUAAUGUUUGACUUUGCCACUGCAUUUGCCCUUUAGUCUAUCUCCUUUCACAAUGCACCAGUGGAAUUACUUGGUUUAAUGUUACCCAAAGAUUUACCGGUUACCAUAAGCAGUGCUAUUUACAUAAGCUGACUAUAGGUUAGAAUUUAAUAUUCAGUCUGGUGAUCAGGAAUGGACUCUACAACCUAUUCCUUCCUUUCCUGUUAAACUUUGGCAAGAGAAAUUAACACCACAGCAUGUGCUGCUGUGUUGUGGUUGUUAAGUUAAUACAUAUUGAUAAGAUUAACAACAGCUUGAAACUAAAAUAAUCUGAAAAGCUGCACAAAUGGAGUCAUGGUCAUGUAACACAACAUUCCUCUAUUUUUAUAAUGGUUAUUUUGUAACACAUCAAGAAAAUAUUUUUUAAAAAUUGGUGCUUGAAUAUCAUAACUAAACUCCUCCCGAACAGGCCGUGAAGGCCCAAUGGUACCGACCGGCCGCUGUGUCAUCCUCAGCCCAUAGGCGUCACUGGAUGCAGAUAUGGAGGGGCAUGUGGUCACCAUACUGCUCUCCCGACUGUAUGUCAAUUUCCGAGACCAGAACUUCUGUAUUAAAUGAACAUUAAAUUUGAAAGAAAAGCCAGUUCAUUUUCGAGUGAAACCAAUUUAACCAUAAUAGUGGGAGUUCAUAUGGACAGCAUCAUUCUGCAGUUUCAAAAGUGCUUGGAAACUUCAAUAAAAUCAUUGAUGGUUCAGUGCCAGGCAAUAAACAAUUUUUGUAGCAUGUAUAAAUACUUUGUUUUAAGGGAAUGGGCAGAAAUCUUCUGCUUUUUCUGGGCACUGCUUUUUUAAUCCAGAAACUUUAUCCUGCCUUAUGGGUUGACUCAAUUUUAAACUUCUAAUUAUGUUUCUCCAUUCUUUCCAAUAUGGCCAUCACAGAACGUAUUUUGAGCAUAAGUAUUUCAUCCUCACCAAGAUACCCCAUGAGCCAGAAUAAAUUACUCCCACAAGAAACCCGUAGCUACAUAGCACUUGCUCACAACCUCAACGACUUUCAGGUUGUUUAACAUUUAGAAUUUUUUUUUACUGUUACAAAAUAGAGGCAAAACCUUACUACCUUCUGUCCAGUUUUACUCAAAAUGGAUGUCAUGUGUGUUCUCAGAGGUAACCAGAAUGUACAGGGUGCAUCAUAAUUAAAGGCAUAAACGCAUACAGUUGAAAGUACACAAUAUUAGAAGCAAAAAAGUCCCAGUAACCGUAGGGUCGAAAAUCAUACCUUAAGAGCUACGAGCAAUUUUUCAUCUUCGAUACUGUGAAACAAAUCUCUUCUACUGCAAGUUCUUUGCUUUCCAUAUUUUGGGAACUGGUAUUAUGUACCAAAACAAGAAAAAA
This is a messenger RNA of Schistocerca piceifrons (Central American locust), 8278 nucleotides long. RefSeq lists its product as uncharacterized. The transcript has 11 exons. The coding region runs from base 449 to 4549 and encodes 1366 amino acids. The record is from RefSeq and is a predicted model, not a curated record. Lineage: Eukaryota; Metazoa; Arthropoda; Insecta; Orthoptera; Acrididae.